This is a messenger RNA of Penicillium diatomitis, 2178 nucleotides long. RefSeq names its product universal stress protein family domain protein. The transcript is spliced from 4 exons. The record is from RefSeq and is a predicted model, not a curated record. Lineage: Eukaryota; Fungi; Ascomycota; Eurotiomycetes; Eurotiales; Aspergillaceae. Bases 1 to 2178 code for a protein of 725 amino acids.
AUGUCGACCGGCGCUGAAGGCCACGGCUCCUCCACAUCCUCGACACCUCCCGCGGUCACUACAUCCUCGCGACGAAAGACCCGCCGUUCAAAGGCUCAAUCCUCAUCGUGCGGCUUCCGCAAAAGCACUCGCCCAAAGAAAUCACAGGUCUUGCACUGUGCGGUACGGAGGAGUCGCAAACGUCCGGCACCGCAAACCCCGGAUCGAGAGCGGUUGCUUGAGGUGGCCCGACGUAAAGCACAGGGCAUUAUUGUACCUCUCGUGCCGUCGCCCCUCUGUGGUGCGCCCAUGAUCAUGUCCAGAUCUGCGUCACCGGAUAGACAAGCAGCGACUGGUGAGCAUGGUCAGCGCGCGGUUGGUGAGGGGUUCUCCUCGGGCCAGCGUCGAGCUCGGACAAUUGGGGAUGUGUCAGUCGAAGAGGAUGCAAGGUCGGAUGUCUCCGCCCUGUCAUCGGAAUCGACCAUGUCCAAAAGGAAGGGUCGAAAGGCAAUGGCGGCCAUGAUGUCGGGACUGGAAGGUCGGUUGUUUCCCCGGAGUCUGUCUCGGGGGCGGGAGUCCAGCCGCGGUCCCUCGACACGGAAGCGCACUUCCUCACUGGACUCUCACUCUGCCCACUCCGCCGCACGCUUGAGUCGUUCGGCUUCCCCCACAAAUCGACACUCCCCCGUCUCGUCUCAUGUCGUGACUUUGGCCUCCUCGGAGAAGGAACCUCCACUGAAUAUGGAACCAACUCGGAACAAAUCCGACGAGACUCUGGUGAAGCAUUCGGCGGACAUGCCUGGCUACGUCCAGCCAGCCGAACACAGUGAGAGUGGAGAGCGUGUGGCCAAGGAUGUCUUUGACCGAGAAAACAAUAUGUUGGCGAGCAGCAGCGACGACGACCACGGUGAACAAGGGAACAGUGAUGAUGGCGACGAUGAUCACGACGAUGACAGCGAGAGCGACAGCGAUGAUGGUGACGACGAAGGAUCCAAGGAAGAUGAACCCUGUGCUCCCGGUGUUACUUUUGUCAAUGUUGCCCGUGGUCGCCAAACAAAUCCUCGCGUUGAUAACACUUCAAAUAACAACCCCGGCGACAACGGCAGCUCAAAAGAGCCUCCAUCUACGCAUCAAGACAGCCACCCUACCACUUCUACCAAGCUCAACAUUCCCAAUCAGAAUCGCAAGCCGCAAAAGUCUGUUCUCAAAAGUGUCGUUCGACCCCAGACCAACUACGAGAUUCCCACUCCGCGUGCUCGAUCUGCUGCCGGCACUCCAUGCGGGUCCGAUGACGAAGAGGAAGAGGCUGCCAUCAAUCGCGCCCAGCAAAUGAGCAUCUACGUGUCGACAAUCGACAAUCGUGUCCCUAAUCGUUCGAUACGGACGAUCGUCCGUGGCGAGUAUGACGACGUGCAGCAAGAAGCUAAUGAAGGACGUCGCCGUCAACGCAAGUACCUGGUUGCCACCGACCUGAGUCAAGAGUCUCAAUAUGCCCUUGAAUGGACGAUUGGCGGCCUGCUACGCUCUGGCGAUACCAUGUACGCGAUUUACGCCAUCCAUGAGGAUGCCAAUGCGACCUCGGUCCAGAUCGGUGAAGGGGCAAAAGCCAUGCAGGAUGCCGUAGCGGUUGUCGGGAACCAGACGAAGGAGGCUACCGGGGCUCCUCGUGCCCCUGGUCCCCUCAAUCUGCUAGGCCGGCUGAGCUCUGGAGUCGCUAGCAAAGCAGGAUCCGUCGAAUCCCGUAUUUCGCCAGCCGCAGAGGCUGAGCGAGUCCGUGCUGUGGAGAAGAUCUCCGAUAUUUGCAUUGGAUUCCUGCGCAAGACGGGCUUGACCGUUCGUAUCGCCGUGGAAGUCAUUCACUGCAAAAGUCCAAAGCAAAUGAUCACCGAAGCUAUUGACGAACUGGAGCCGACUCUGGCAAUUGUGGGUGCUCGUGGUCAAAGUGCCUUGAAAGGUGUCCUCCUCGGCUCUUUUUCAAAUUACCUCAUCUCCAAAUCCUCCGUUCCGGUGAUGGUGGCUCGUCAUAAGCUCCAGCGUCAACUGUCGACACAUCAGACCGGCAUGAGAUUGGCAAACAACCUUACCGCAUCCAAAACCCUUCGCGUGAGGUUGGAGACGGAGGCCAAGGCUAAAGCCAAGGCAGAGGCAAAAGCAAAGUUGCAGGCAAAAGCACAGGCCAAGAAGGAUAAGGCUCAUUAG